AUGCUCAUCGCCAUAGUCCCAGCUUCACCCAAAACAGGCCGGGCGGCAAUCCGCGCCCUACUCAACUCAACCGAAACCACCACGCCGAUCACCGUGAAAGGUGUAUACAGGGAUCUCACCCGAGUCCCCGAAGAGUUCCUUUCCAACCCUCAUUUCCAAGCAGUCAAGGGUGAUGUGAGCGACGCAGCAAGCCUGGAUCUCACCGGCGUCGAGGCCGUUCUCGCAAUCACCCCUCCACUAUACGACGGUUCGGACUUUCUGGCCUGUGCAAGGACAGCAUCGGAAAACACGCGCCUCGCCAUCCAGAAAUCGGGAUCUGUUAAGCGUCUGGUUUUGCUUUCUAGCAUGGGGGCCGAGCAUGAGUCGGGGACUGGGGAAAUCAUGACGAACCACAUCGCUGAAACGAUCCUGAAGGAUGCAGCACCCGAGGUCGUCCUUGCCAGAUGUACCUACUUCAUGGAGAAUUGGGCUAUGUUGGCUGAGACGGUGAAGUCUGAGCAUCCGCAUUUAUAUUCUUAUAUCACGCCUGUCGAUUUCGAGGUCCCUAUGGUCGCUGUCAAAGAUAUGGGCCAAGCCUUUGCAACUUAUUUACUCAAGUCCGAUAUUCCGGAAAGUCCCUACAUUGUUGACGUCCAUGGACCGAGGUCCUAUACGCCUAAAGACGUGCAAAAGGCCUUCGAAGAGGCUGUUGGCAAGGAGGUUGAACUGCGACUUGUUGAGAGGAAAGAUCUACCGCAGUUCUUUGCGGGAUUUCUCCCGAAGAACGUGGCCGAGGCUUUCACCGAGAUGACCAAUGCCUUUUUGCCGGGUGGCAUUAUGGCGAAUACUAAUGCGGAGAAUUCAAACAGUGAUCAAGUCUGGAGGGGAAAGACUGAGUUGAGGGAAGCUAUCCGGGAGCUUUGUGAAGGGUCUGGGUAG
This is a messenger RNA of Aspergillus bombycis, 918 nucleotides long. RefSeq lists its product as uncharacterized. NCBI's taxonomy places the organism in Eukaryota, Fungi, Ascomycota, Eurotiomycetes, Eurotiales, Aspergillaceae. The record is from RefSeq and is a predicted model, not a curated record. The transcript has 3 exons. The coding region runs from base 1 to 918 and encodes 305 amino acids.